Messenger RNA from Musca domestica (house fly), 1972 nucleotides. RefSeq names its product endothelin-converting enzyme-like 1. The record is from RefSeq and is a predicted model, not a curated record. Bases 68 to 1942 code for a protein of 624 amino acids. Lineage: Eukaryota; Metazoa; Arthropoda; Insecta; Diptera; Muscidae. Gene Ontology annotation, biological process: protein processing. The transcript has a single exon. Gene Ontology annotation, cellular component: plasma membrane. Gene Ontology annotation, molecular function: metalloendopeptidase activity.
UUCAAUAUUCAGUUGUAAUUCGAUUUCAAAACUGUAAACAAAUCAUCGAUUUCAGCACGGAAGAAAAAUGAAAAUCAAACAUUGGAGCCCAUUGCUGGCCAUUGGAAUUUUUAUAAAUUUUGUGGCCUUAGCAACCUGUCUGGAUGGAGAUCUGCAACAAUUAAAGCUGAUAGAGGCCUCGAUGGAUGCCGGAAUGGAUCCUUGUGAAGAUUUCCAUGCCUAUGCCUGUGGCCGUUGGUCCCAAGUCAAUAAGGGGUUCCAUGUGGAUUUGGAGGAAUUGUUGAAAUAUAAUUUCACCAUACGCCUGAUGGAGCUGAUGAUGGGGAGAUAUCCCAAGAGCGUGUUGGAGGGGAGGGAGGAGAAGCAGACAGCCAUGGAAAAGGCUGCCGUGUUUUUACAUUCCUGUUUGAAGGUCAAAACUGUGGAGGUUACCAAAUACUUGGAGGAAAUUAAACCUGGUAAGGGUUUGGAAUGGCCAUUGAUGGCUGAGAGUUCGGCAGGAAAUUGGUCGGAUUUUAAUGCCUUCGAGUUGCUGGGCCAAUUGCAGAGUUAUGGCUAUGCCUCGGAUAUUUUGGAACAAACCACGGUGCGCAGAAAUGGUAGUAUUUUGACGGUCUUGACAAUACCCGAUGUGGCCGAUUUCGAUGAGGAGGGUAUUGGGAAAAUAUUGAGAGACUUGAGACUACCAGCCGAUGCUGUGAGCCAACAAUUGCAGGAGUUACGUGGCACCCAUGACUACUGGCAGGCUGCCUAUCGGGACUAUGGCGAUUUUGGGGAAAGUGAAAAUCUUUUCUCCCACAACGAUAUACGACAAUCCAAUCCCAAAUUGGAGGGAUUUUUGAAUCAUGUCCUGCCGCCCAAAUUAAGGGAGCCCGACUCCUUGGUGGUAAUCCCUUUUUGGGAUUAUCUGGAAUUUUUACUCUCCCAAAAUUGGCAGUCGUCGGAGGAGAAUCAAAAAUUUGCCAAUUAUUUAAUGGUGAAAUUUUUACUGCAUCUGAAGAAGUCCACCAAUCCGAUUUGUUUGGAGACCACUUUGGAGAGAAUGCAUUUGGCCUAUGAUUAUGUAUUCUACGAGAACUUCUAUGUCCCCCAAGGAAGGGCAAUUAACAGGGACCUCUCCCAGCUGAAUAAAAUUAUUUCGAAAAGUUUCCAUUGGACUCUCCAUGAAAAUCGCCUCAACAUAAGCUCCCAGCAAAUUGAGGCCAUCAGGCAAAUGUUGUCGAAAAUUACUCUCAACAUUGGCAAUUUACCGGAGAACCUUAGCCCCACAACUCUAGAGAAAUUCUAUGCCCUCCUGCCAGAUUUGGAUAUCAACAACUUUUAUGCCAAUGACUUGAAAUUAAUGCAACAUCGGACCCUGGAGCCCAUAAUAUGCCCAGCCACCUUGGAUUGUAACCCGAAAUUGGCCACAGCUCCCAAAUAUCUACCCGAACAAGAUUUACUCAUCAUACCCUUUGCCUCGCUACACCAGCCCGUCUAUCAGGCCAAUAUGGAUCCCCUUUUCCAACAUUCCUCCCUGGGUUUUCUGCUGGCCCAUGAGUUCACCCACAACAUAGAUCCCAACGGGCUCAUUACCGAUGACAUGUAUGGCCAUUUAUUUGUCAGCAUUAUGGACCACCCUAAUAUCAAGGCAUCGAUAAAAUGUCUAAAAGCCCAGCAGCCCAGCAGCAACGAAGUCAGUGAAACCAUUGCUGAUUUAGUGGCCGCCCGUCUGACCUACCGCUCAUAUCUAAGGGAUUAUAAUCGGCAACCCAAUUUCUCCGCUCUGCCUUGGAGGCAAUUAUUCUUCCUGAAUCUGGGGCAAAUGUUAUGCUCGAAGCCUUUGUCGAACAAUGGAAAGCGCUUAAAUCACAUUGCCAUGAACAUGGCGGCAUUCUCGAGAGCUUUUCAGUGUCCGCUGGGCAGUAAAAUGAAUCCGGAAAUUAAAUGUCGUUUUUAUUGAAAUAAAAAAAUUAAUAAAAAACAAAAAUAA